AUGUCGGGAGCGCUCGCGCCGCAAUACGUGCACGGCGUGUACAUUCCCUCCGCCCUCUUGAUUGUCGGCACCGCCAUUAUCAACAAGGCAUGGAUUCCCUUCGCCGUCGCCAUUGCCGCUCUUCUCGGCGGCUGGAAGGUCUACAGCAACCAACCCCGCAAGGUGCUCAAGCCCGACGUUUUCCAGGAGUUUGAGCUCAAGGAGAAGACCAUCCUCUCGCACAACACCGCCAUCUACCGCUUCGCCCUCCCGCGUCCCACCGACGUCCUCGGCCUCCCCAUCGGCCAGCACAUCAGCAUCGCUGCAACCCUCCCCGGCCAGCCUAAGGAAGUCGUUCGCUCCUACACGCCCAUCUCCUCCGACCUCGACCUGGGCCGCGUCGACCUGCUGAUCAAGGCGUACCCGACGGGCAACAUCUCCAAGUAUGUGGCAGGGCUGGCGAUUGGCGAGAAGAUCAAGGUGCGCGGCCCCAAGGGCGCCAUGGUCUACACGCCCAACAUGGUGCGCCACUUCGGCAUGAUCGCGGGCGGCACCGGCAUCACGCCCAUGCUGCAGGUCAUCAAGGCCAUCCACCGCGGCCGCGCCAGCGGCGACCGCACCCAGGUCGACCUCAUCUUCGCCAACGUCAACGAGGACGACAUCCUGCUCCGCGAGGACCUCGACGCCCUCGCCGCAAAGGACGACGGCAUCCGCGUCCACUACGUCCUGAACAACCCGCCUGAGGGCUGGACCGGCGGCGUUGGCUUCGUGACUGCCGACAUGAUCAAGGCCAAGCUCCCCGCUCCCGCAAAGGACGUCAAGGUCCUCAUCUGCGGUCCUCCCCCCAUGGUCAGCGCCAUGAAGAAGGCCGCCGAGUCCCUUGGCUUCGACAAGGCCAGGCCCGUCAGCAAGCUCGAGGACCAGGUCUUCUGCUUCUAA
This is a messenger RNA of Lasiodiplodia theobromae, 918 nucleotides long. Its product is annotated as NADH-cytochrome b5 reductase. Gene Ontology annotation, molecular function: oxidoreductase activity. The transcript is spliced from 4 exons. Gene Ontology annotation, cellular component: endoplasmic reticulum. NCBI's taxonomy places the organism in Eukaryota, Fungi, Ascomycota, Dothideomycetes, Botryosphaeriales, Botryosphaeriaceae. Bases 1 to 918 code for a protein of 305 amino acids. The record is from RefSeq and is a predicted model, not a curated record.